AUAGUUGCCAUUUAAUUCUUUUAACUUUUGAAGGCUGACAGGAUGUCAUUAAAGCCUCGUGCGGUGAAUUUUGAUGAAGUAUGGGGCGGCCUGUUGGAGACUGUGCAGCAGGUGGUGACAAUGGGGUCCAUUAAGCGCACUGUCUGGAAUGAGAGAUUCUCUGACGUGUAUUCCCUCUGCGUUGCCUUCCCAGAACCUCUUGCAGAAAGGCUGUACACUGAAACUAAGAAACAGCUAGAAAAUCAUGUUCGAGAACUUUAUUCUAAGGUAAGCAAGCAGAGGGAAGAGAACUUGUUGGCAGAAUACCAUCAUUUCUGGUUACAAUUCAGCAAAGGCACGCAGUAUCUCAACAACCUCUACUCCUAUUUAAAUUCACAACACAUUCAGAAGCAGAAAUUUAGUGAUGCAGAUCUUACUUAUGGCACAAUGCAGAUGGAUGUAUCUGAACAACUUUUAGAAAUAGGUGAACUUGGGUUAGAAAUAUGGCAGAGAGAGAUGAUCACACCACUACAGUCACGUCUUGUUGGGGUAUUACUCUCAGGAAUUCAACAGGAUCGCAUGGGAGCAACCACAGAUGCCCCUACGUCAACUAUUCGGGGUGUUAUUCACUCUUUUGUCGAUGUUAAUAUGUAUAAAAAGAAGUCUACUUUGCAGCUGUACGAAACAGUUUUUGAAGGGGAGUUAUUAAGUGAAACUGGUUCAUUUUAUCGUAAGGAAGCCUCUUCCCAGCUUCAGGUGUGUAAUGUGUCUCAGUAUAUGGAACGUGUCAUAGCCAGAUUAGCUGAGGAGGAACUGCGAGCAACCAAAUUCCUUCCCCCUAGUUCGCAUCAAAAGGUGGUGAAAGAGGUCCAGGAUCGGAUGGUUGCUGAUCACCUGUCCACUGUCCAUGCCGAGACUGGAGCUAUGGUAAAUUCUGAGCGUACUAGAGACCUCUCCAAUAUGUAUACGUUAUUACGACCAGUACCAAGUGGAUUAAUGCAGCUUGUUCACCACCUUAAGGAUCACAUAAAGCAGCAAGGUCUUCAAGCCAUAACCAAUCUCAAAGGAGAUAAUAUUCCUGCACAGUUCGUUGAGAGCCUUUUAGAAGUGCACAAGAAAUACCGUACUAUGAUAAUUGAUGUUUUUCAUAAUGAUCAGCAGUUUGUUGGGGCUCUUGAUAAAGCCUUUGAAAGUGUUGUCAAUCAUAGAGGAGCCACAAAAGUCAUUUGUCGAUCUCCAGAACUCCUUGCAAGAUACUGUGAUACUCUUCUCAAGAAAUCAACCAAAGGCCUAAAUGAAAGUGAAGUAGACGAUAAGCUGGGUCAUAGCAUCACUAUAUUCAAGUACAUCGAUGAUAAGGAUGUAUAUCAAAAGUUCUAUGCACGAAUGCUAGCGAAACGGCUGAUACAGCAGCAGAGUCAGUCUAUGGAUUCAGAAGAGGCCAUGAUCAAUAGAUUGAAGCAAGCGUGUGGAUAUGAAUACACCAGCAAACUCCAUCGCAUGUUCACCGAUAUGUCCGUCAGCUCGGACCUUAAUCAUAAAUUUAAUGAUUUUCUCAAAGCGAAAAACAUUGAAUUGGGUAUCAAUUUCUCUAUUAAUGUUCUUCAGGCGGGUGCGUGGCCUCUGGGACAGACGAGUAUUACACCAUUUGCUGUGCCCCAGGAAUUGGAAAAGUCUGUACAAACUUUUGAAAGUUUUUAUCACAAGCAUUUUAAUGGUAGGAAGUUAACAUGGCUACAUCACUUAUGUCAAGGAGAAUUGAAGGUGAGCCACAGCAAAAGAACUUACCUCAUCACUAUGUCCACCUUCCAGAUGGCAAUGUUGCUCAUGUAUGAGAAGGUGGAUAGCCUUACAUGCAACGAACUUCAAACUCACACCCACCUCAAUGAAGAGCAGUUUACCAAGUUUCUGCAAUCACUGCUGGACAGCAAACUUCUCUUGACAGAUUCUGAGACUCUCCAAGGUGACACAGUUGUUCGCCUCAACACUGACUACAGUAACAAGCGGACCAAAUUCAAGAUCAGUGUGGCACCACAGAAAGAACAACAGCACGAAGCAGAGCAAACUCAUUCUGCUGUUGAAGAGGAUCGUAAGCUAUACCUUCAAGCAGCAAUAGUUAGGAUAAUGAAGGCACGGAAACUGCUCAAACACACAAUGCUUAUUCAAGAGGUCAUCAGCCAAUCUCGAGCAAGGUUUGCACCACAGAUCCCGAUGAUUAAGAAGUGUAUAGAACUACUUAUUGACAAGCAGUACCUUGAACGUACACCCAACUCUACAGAUGAAUAUAGCUAUGUUGCUUAAUUCUUAGAUUUGUUAGUUUUCAUAAUUUUUUGGAAAGAUCUGUGAUUGUUGGCCUAAGAGGAAACAAUUUUGCUGUUUUCUUUUUUAUUUUAUUCAUUAAGUAAUUUUAACCAUCUUUCAUGGUUGAUAUUCACAGAUGAACCUUCCUCCAGAUGUGUGGCUUCACUCCUGCGUGAAGCAUGUACAGUGUGUUGCCUGUUUAACGGUGAAUUUUGUACAUUGAUGUAGGUGUUAAACUUUUCUUGCCUCUACAGAGGCUGAUAUUUUCAGCCUGUUAUGUAAAUAACCCAGUUAGGAUGGUGUAGAUGAUAUGGGUUGUAUGCUAUUGCUUGUUCUAAAACUUGGGUUCUAGACACUGGCCACAUCCACCAAGGUCAAUAGAGAGACUUCUUGACACAGUUGAAUUACCAUGUUACCAUUUUCCAUUAUAAUGUGUAAAAUCUAGAUGCAGCAGAUCUCUUGCUCAGACUUGGUUAGGCUAAAACACUGUAUAAAGGCACAAGUCUUUCAUGUUAUGCCUAGUGUCUGGAACUUAUGAAUAGGAAUUGUACUUCAAAUCAACUUACAUGAAGGCAAAAAAUGUGCCUUUCUUAUGCUCUGUGUUUGAUGGUGUUCCACUAUGUGGGAUUACCCAAGCAGAAUCUCUAAAUGCUUUUUCCCCUCGUGCUAUAAAUACUGCCUACGUAUACUCAAUGACUGACACUUUCAAAGUGUAGAGGGUUCUUGCAUAUGUUGCACAUCAAUUCUAACUUUGUCAGUGAUGGUAGCAACUUGUAACUUCCUCUCAAAUUUUGCAGCUAUAAUUGACACAUUUAGGGCAGCAUAUCUAAUUUUAAGCAUACCAUUCAUAGUUUUGCUCUCUUGCCAUUGUCAUUAAACCACAGAACACUUUUGUGUUUAAGAGUCCUGAAAGGGAUUUUUCUUUUAUUCCUGACCAAUGCAUUUGUAGAAAGUUACCCAUGUGGCUUGCUAAAUCAAGACUUUCUUGUGGAGUUCAAGUUAAUUUUUCAAUGAAGCCUGGCCUAUUAUAAUUAUAAAAAAAAUUUGGUCACUUUUUCCAAUUUGGGGAAAAAAUUAUGCAAAGAAAAGCUUUCUUGGAAUUGUAAUUGUAAUUUUUUUAAAGUUAAGAUUCUCGUAUCUUUUUUUUUUUUUUUUUUUUUUUUUUUUUUUUUUUUUUUUAUGACAAGGUCAGUAUGCUUAUUCUUACUUUCCUGGAACUCUCCUUAUUUCUUGGUCCUUGUAUACAUCAGUAACAUGAGAGAAAAUUUUAUAUAACAAUUGGACAAGGAUACAAGAGAAAGAAACUCAUUUGAGUAUUUUUGAGGGUAAGGGGAUAGUCAUGUGAGACUUUUAGCUUGGUACCAGUAUCUACACAGUAUCCUAGGGUCUAGUGAAGGGUAAGAAAUUUCUGCAUUUUUCCUAUCUGCAGUUGUGGAUCUUGACAGCUUCAUUUCAUGCAAAUUAAAAAAUCUAAUUUAAACUGUUUUGAUUUGUCUCUGCUGGUCUUGAUAUAUAUAAUAUGUAUUUGUCAUUGCUUAAAUCUUCAUGAGUGUAUUAUACUUUAAGUUAAUUUUUAAUUUAUUGUCAGGAUCCAUAAUAUAUUACUUUUUUUUAUGGAAAUUGUGUAUGUUUUUGUUAGAAAUAAAGUCUCGAUGACUUCUUUAUGUUUUAAAUUAAAAAGGCAAAGGUUAUUUAUUAAUUAAACUUUCAUUUGACUGCUUAAUAUGUAAUUAAAAUUUUUAAACAUUGGUUUUCCAGCUUUUACUGUAGUCAAUUAAAAAAUGCUUCAAAGUGGACUGAAACUGGUUUUAUGUCUUGUUUUUUUUUUUCUUUUUUUUUAUCUUCGGAAAAGAAUCACAAGUGUAGUUUUACCCCCAAAAUUAUAAUUAUCCUUGGAAUAUCUACAAUAAGUAGUUUGUUUACAGUGUGUUUGUGGAAAAAAAAAGAAUAGCCUGUUUAUAUGGAAUUUAAAUAAUUUAGUCUAAAGUUUGAUAAAAAUGCAUAAUGUGACAGAUUUAUUUGUGUGGGCCAAAGACUUAGAAAUCAUAUGUGAUGAGGUGGAUGGGUUUCAAUAAGGUAACCUGAGUAUCUCACCAACUGCUGAAUUGUCUCCAUAUGUUUUAAGUAGGAUUUGGAAAGUAGAUCUUAACUAAUUUUUUGUAUUAAAACAUAAUUGUAAAUAUAACUUAUAUAUAAAAUAGUUUAUAAAUAACAAACACUUAGACCUUUAUAAAACUUUUAAAGUCUUUCAUUCUAUGUAACAUUACUUGGUGAUGGUAAUGUCUUACUGGAACUUUGCUAAAUAUGACUACCUCUUCUCAUACUUGGUCAGUUUAUAGAAAUAUUGAUUAACAUCAUGGAUGCUAUAUACUAUACAAUGAAAAUGAUUUCAGCAUUA
Molecule: messenger RNA, 4678 nt
Organism: Cherax quadricarinatus
Lineage: Eukaryota; Metazoa; Arthropoda; Malacostraca; Decapoda; Parastacidae
Source: RefSeq, a predicted model, not a curated record